AGCCGGUCAAAGCCGGGACAGGUGCCCCUGCGAGCGGGCGCGCGCGCGUUCUCGGGAGCGCGGGAAACGGGGUGCGCGCUAUGGAGAGGCGCUUAGCUGAGUUCCGGGAGGCCCGGAAGCGCGCCGGGCUGGCGGCCGAACCCAGCACUUCGAGGCAGCGUGCACAAACCUCGGGAGAGAAGGCGGAAGCAGCUGCGACUCCAAAGGCAGCCCCAGGCUGGCUAAAACGGUUCCUGGUUUGGAAACUGAGGCCCGCGAGUGCCCAGGCCCAGCCCAACCUCGCUCAGGGAGCGGCUCGGCCUGGGGGCCGCGCGUCACAGCCACCGGGGAAUCCAGCCGAGCGUCCGCCGGCCCCGCCCCCGCAGGACCAGUCUCUCCUGACCAACAUCACCUUCUUGAAGGUGCUCCUCUGGUUGGUCCUGCUGGGACUGUUUGUGCAACUGGAAUUUGGCCUGGCCUAUUUUGUCCUGUCCCUCUUCUACUGGAUGUAUGUGGGGACACGAGGCCCCGAGGAGAAGACGGAGGGGGAGAAGAGCGCGUACUCCGUGUUCAACCCGGGCUGCGAGGCCAUCCAGGGUACCCUGACUGCCGAGCAGCUGGAGCGCGAGUUGCACUUGCGACCCCUGCAGGGGAGAUAGGACCAGCCCUGCUGUCGGCUGGCCUCCCAAGGUCCUUUCAUCCCUGGGGCACCGACUUGUGGGUUUGACUAAGGACAGCUUGCGGGUCAGUUCUGUGACCCCCGCAAUUCCACACUCUUUCCCCGAUCUCCUGCUGCAGUUUUAUAUCAGAAGUUCUUUUUGGUUUUGGUGAAACUCCCAGGAAGACAUUCACUGUGGGUCUGAUGCAAUUUAUAAAAAGAGAGACGCUUAAGAAAGGAGACCUGUUUGUCUCUUUAUUUGAGAGAGGUGAUUUUUAGAGCACUAAGAGGGCAUUGGGGAGAUAACUUUAAAAUACCCAGCUGUUUGAAGUAAUCGUUUGGUACAUCAAGACUGUAUAAAAGUCAUCCCUUGAGCUGAAGUUUCCUGUAGCUCAUAAAGAAGUCUUUUCUUCUGUGACUCCUGUGUGAACUGGACCUGUAGAAACAUUGGAGCAUUGGGUGGAUAAAGACUUGGAUCUCACUCUCAAAAAGCUGGAAAGAAGACAAGGUGCUCGAGCCGCCAGCGCUCCCAGGUCUUCCGAAACUCCAUCUGGACCUUCCGUGGGAGAAGGAGGGAAGAAAGCCAUCAUGCAAACCAACUGCCCACAAUAUGGCCCCAUUAUUACAUUAGCAGGGAAGAGAAAAAAUCCACCGCAUUAUAUUAAGAGACACAAGUCAAGGCCUCCGGGCGCCUAAAUUAAUAUCCCAAUAAAAUUGUUUAUUGUUGUCUCCUAUUUUCUGCUUCUUCUCGGGAAAGAGCCAGGCUUGAUGAUCUAAUUGGUCUCUUCCAUCUCUAAGCUCUGUGACUCGGCUAAGUACCUUUUACAAUCCAUCACAGUAUUAUUUAACGGAAGAGAAGGAGUGACAGAGAGAUGCGGGGAGAUGGAAGAUGGGAGAGAGAAGAAAAGGAAAAGAGAGACUCUGACUUCAGAGCAAGCACUCUGCCGAUUUCAGUUUGGGUGACUGAGAAGAGGGACAGCCCUCCCUGCCCCUCAUGGCGUCCACACCAGACCUUUCUAAACUCCCCGAGGGCUUUUAUCCAGGCCCCAGUGCCUCGUGGGGGAGGAAGAGGAGACGGGGAGAAUGAGGCUGGAACUAGUAGUAGCAGUGAAGAGGGGGCUGUGGACAAGGGCUUCUCAGCCUGGAUUUGCACUGAUCCCAUCCAGGAACUGGUCCCAAGCCACAGUGGGUGCUGCCCAGGUGAGUUCAACCAACCAGAAUCCCUGCUUUGCUGGGCUUAGCGUCCCCAUCAGGAAAAGCCUUCUCAAGAGAGCUGAUGCUUGGGGACCAGGUUGUGGCAGCAGAAGGAUACAAACCAAGUAACGCUGCAGAGCCCAAGUCACUGGAGGGCUUGUGGCAAUGCCGUGGUUCCUUGUGAUGGCCCAUGAUGCUGGUCCCCCAGACAGGCUGCUGGAACCUGCACAGCCAGCCCAGGGCAUCUGGAGUGCCCUACCAGGGGAUGUGCCCAUAUGUUUGCUUUCCAGAGCUUCUCUGAUGCCCCCCCGCCGACCCCCGCCGCCUUGCCACCAGGCGUCCCCACAUCAGGGUAUCUGGGGCCUGGGCUCUCCCUCUCAGGCCCCAGCCACCAGGACGGCCAGCUGUCAGCAGCUGUGGGUAAGAGGCUCACUGCCAACGCCCCAUCAGUCCCUGUGCAAACACCCCGCUUCUCUUCCUGCAGGGCUGCCAUCCAUCUAGCUAAGCCCAGCAGGGUGCCUGCUGUGGCCACAUGCCUUUCCUUAAAAGAACUUUCUCUGAACUGAGUGAAGCUGAGAUGGCCCAGAGCCUGCCUGCCAGGAUGGCCCCAGUAUCCCAGGCAGCGUCGCCAAGCCCAGGCUUGGGUGAGGGAGGGAGGCUGAGUAGACACCACCCAUGGCCCCCCUGCUCCGUGCCAGUUCGAUACCCGGCUGAGCGUGUGACGCGUGUGUUGACAGCUGGGAUGAGGACACCCGAGGCCGGUGGUGGCCUCUGCCUGUGCAGCAGCAGGCAGGCCAGUCUCGUGGCACAGCCCUUCACUGGGGAGGUGGGGAGAGAGACGGUAAACUGAGGCACACCCAUGGGAAGCCACCUCGGGGACUGGAGAGGUCUCACGGAUACCAGCAACAAGUCGGACAGGACCAGGACUGUGUCCCCUUCUGCCUCCCUCUCCCUCAGCACUUUUCCUGCUCCUCUGCUGUGGCCCCCGUAAUGACAAUUGUCAUUAGAAACCAUCAUUCACAGGGCGCUUACAAUAUGCCCAGCGCUCUCCAUACAGUAUUGACUUUCACAGUAACUUGCUCAAAGGUAAGGAAACUGAGGUGCAGAGAUUUAAGUAUUUCUCCCAAUCGCAGCCAGGACCUGAACCUAGAUCUGGGCUGACUCCAAAGCCGGUGUCCUAACCCUUGGUCUCCUGCCGUCCAUGACUCUUUUAACUCUUUUUUUGGCCAUGCCCUGCGGCGGGUGGGAUCUUAGCUCCCUGACCAGGGAUCGAACCCACACCCCUUGCACUGGAAGCGCGGAGCCCUAACCACUGGACCGCCAGGGAAGUCCCCGCCCAUGACUCUAGGCCACGCUUGUUUCUGGCCAUGUCUCCCCCUCUCCCCCACACUUGGGAGGUGCACCACGAGGGCCGGGACCACACCUUCCUUCCUGGACCUCGCACAGUGCCCAGCAUAUAUCAGGUACUCCCGAUACGUGUUGUUUUAAAUGAGCCAAAUGAAUAAAUG
Messenger RNA from Globicephala melas (long-finned pilot whale), 3339 nucleotides. It is a transcript of the gene SAYSD1, whose product is annotated as SAYSVFN motif domain containing 1. The record is from RefSeq and is a predicted model, not a curated record. NCBI's taxonomy places the organism in Eukaryota, Metazoa, Chordata, Mammalia, Artiodactyla, Delphinidae.